UAAAUAAAUAAUAAGAAUAAUAGAUCAGCCCUGUACAGGGAGGGAGGGAAGGAAAAAAAACCCAAACAGAGAGGGUUGGGUUGCCCUAAGUGAAAAGAGAACAUCGAGCGUUGAGAUGGGGAAGAAGUUGGGAGAGCAGACGGACUUAAAUUCCCGACUGCAACGGGCCAAGACUGCCAGGGUUGCUGACAACGAGUACCCACCUAACUCCCAUCCCAAGAAUUUGCAGAAUCAAAUAAGAAGGGUGAAGGAUGUGGAGAUAGCUAUACCUAUAGUUUAUGGAACAGUAUCAUUCUGGCUGGGUAAAAAGGCAGAUGAGUAUCACUCCCAUAAAUGGACCGUAUAUAUUCGUGGAGCAACAAAUGAGGAUCUUGGGGUCGCAAUUAAAAGAGUUGUCUUUCAGUUACACCCAAGCUUUAAUAAUCCAACUAGGAUUAUUGAAGCUGCUCCUUUUGAGCUGUCUGAAACUGGGUGGGGUGAAUUUGAGAUAAGCAUGACUAUCUACUUCCACAGUGAUGUAGCAGAAAAGCAAAUAGAGCUAUUUCAUCAUCUAAAGUUGUACCCUGAGGAUGAAUCUGGACCACAGUCAACAAAGAAACCAGUAGUCAUUGAGUCAUAUGACGAGAUCGUCAUCGCACAACCUACAGAAUCUUUCUAUUUGCGGGCUGGCAAUCAUCCAGCAAUAGUUGUAUCUGGAGCAUCAACUGGGUUGAGCUUACCACCUCCUUCGGGGAUUGCAAAUGACAAUUUUAGUGAGAAGAAAAGGGGGGAUACAAAGGAACAUGCUCUAGGUCAAUGGUUUUUGAGACAUUCUGAAGCUGAUGAGCUGGCUCAGUUAACAGCAGCACGUCAGCAGAUUCAACAUCAUAUAAUGAAAUUGAGAAGACAGGUCACUUCGAUUGAAGCGGAGGCUCAGCGGAUGAAAUCAAACUCUGGUCAAUGAAAAUUGCUGUGUUGGGAAAUGAAAUUUUGUUCGGUAAGCUGGUCAUUGAAAAUUGCAUCAUCACUGCCCAACUGGUGGUGGCUAUUGGGUGCAUAUGUAAAAUUGCUAUAUGAAGAUGUGCAGUGUGUCAGAUUGAGAAGACUGCAAUUCUGCGUUUCCGAAUUUUUGGGCACUUCAAGUAUGUUUAUUUGCAUUCCUUAACUGCGAAGAGAUAUUUGAAUAUACUGCAUACAUGAUCUAGAUGCAUAUUUACGCUGCAAGUUAAUUGCAAGUCAGUAUUUUGCUUCAUUAUAAAAAAUGUCUUGUUUGAGAUUCAAGUUGGAAAUGAAUUAUUAUAACAUUAACUUUAUGAUGAUUACAUCUUUCUGGCCUACUUUAAUGGGCACAGCUGGCCUACACAGAAUUUCUUGAGUUCGCUGACUUGAUUCAAAUGGUGGAUCGCAUUUUUAUGGGUAAAAGAAUAUCCUUUUCCACCGAGCUUCCCUAUGCAUUUGGAUUUUCUUGAGACAUCCAAACUGUAUCGCUUUGUCUGAAGGCAAGGCAUGCUAUAUACCAAAAUCUUUCUUUGUUAAUAAUUUGCUACAAGAAAAUAAUUUGUACCAUAUUUCAAAAUCUUGUUCUUCUGCCUCUGAAUGUAAAACAUUUGUUUCAAUGAAGUUUGAGAUUGCAGAUCUAAUCAUUUCUAUUUAUUUUUA
Messenger RNA from Cryptomeria japonica (Japanese cedar), 1638 nucleotides. Its product is annotated as transcription initiation factor TFIID subunit 14b. The record is from RefSeq and is a predicted model, not a curated record. Lineage: Eukaryota; Viridiplantae; Streptophyta; Pinopsida; Cupressales; Cupressaceae. The coding region runs from base 116 to 943 and encodes 275 amino acids. The transcript is spliced from 6 exons. Gene Ontology annotation, biological process: regulation of DNA-templated transcription.